GCAAAGCCACCGAAUAUAGUAUUCAUGGUCGCAGAUGAUUAUGGUUGGAAUGAUGUGGGCUUCCGCAACCCCAGUAUGAUCACACCCAACAUCGACAAGCUAGCAUACGAGGGAGUUAUACUGAAUCAGUCCUAUGUACAGCCAGUAUGCACACCGUCUCGUAAUGCUUUUAUGACAGGCGUGUAUCCUUUCAAAGCAGGUCUGCAGCAUAUCGUUAUUCUGCCGCCACAAGCGACAUGUUCUCCAACUAACCGCACAUUCCUGCCUCAAUAUCUCAAGAAGUUAGGAUAUGCAACUCACAUGAUCGGAAAGUGGCAUCUUGGAUUCUGUAAUUGGAAUUGUACCCCAACCUACCGUGGAUUUGACUCGUUCUAUGGCUUUUAUAACGGGAAGGAAGAUUACUACAACAGAUCUGUGGUGGGCGGUUUGGAUUUCCGUGAUAACAAAGAAGCUGUUGUCCCAGAUGUUACGAAAUAUUCGACCUAUAUAUAUGCCGAGCGUGCAAACCAGGUGAUUUCAAAUCAUGACAAAGACAAACCACUCUUCUUGUAUUUACCUUUCCAGUCUGUCCACGCACCGAUCGAGGUACCUGUUAGCUAUGAAAACAUGUAUAGCAGUAUUCAGAAUGAAGGAAGGAGGAAAUACUGUGGUAUGGUGACGGCUAUGGACGACCUGGUGGGGAAUGUGACGGCCGCCCUGAAGGAGAACGGAAUGUAUGAUGACACACUCUUCGUCUUCACGGCCGACAAUGGCGGAUGGCCUACCUACCAUGGAAAUAACUACCCACUACGUGGUGGGAAGACUACCGUAUAUGAAGGCGGUACCCGUGCAACAGCCUUUAUCAGCGGUGCAGGACUAGAGAAGAAAGGCUAUACAUAUGAUGGUAUGAUGCACGCCGUUGAUUGGAUGCCAACUAUACUGUCUGUGGCAGGAGGAAAACCUGAUGACACAGAUCUGGAUGGCAUUGACCAGUGGGAGAGCCUCAAGACUGGUGCUGCAUCAAAAAGGACAGAAUUUAUCUAUAAUCUUGACGACGAAAAUCCGCCUAUAUGUGGCCACGCUGCCAUUAGAGUUGGUGAUUAUAAGCUGAUCGAAGGCUAUCCAGGACAAUAUCCAGGCUGGUAUAAACCGGAAACGGUGUCAGACGAAUCACACAACAAUACUGAGAAGCAACAUGCAAGUUAUGGACAGAGACAACUUUUCAACUUAAAGGAUGAUCCGAAUGAACACAAAGACCUCUCGCUAUCACACAAAGACAUAGCGGAUCAACUCAGUAAAAGGAUGGCUGUGUACCACGCCCAAAUGAUACCAGCUAACUUCCCAGGAUUCACGAUUGCAUCUAACCCACAAAACUACAACGGCUUUUGGACCCCAGGAUGGUGCUAA
Molecule: messenger RNA, 1386 nt
Organism: Ylistrum balloti
Lineage: Eukaryota; Metazoa; Mollusca; Bivalvia; Pectinida; Pectinidae
Product: arylsulfatase B-like
Exons: 14
Coding region: 25-1386 (453 amino acids)
Source: RefSeq, a predicted model, not a curated record